This is a messenger RNA of Populus trichocarpa (black cottonwood), 5435 nucleotides long. RefSeq names its product lysine-specific demethylase ELF6. The coding region runs from base 366 to 5249 and encodes 1627 amino acids. Gene Ontology annotation, cellular component: nucleus. The record is from RefSeq and is a predicted model, not a curated record. Gene Ontology annotation, molecular function: histone H3K4me/H3K4me2/H3K4me3 demethylase activity. NCBI's taxonomy places the organism in Eukaryota, Viridiplantae, Streptophyta, Magnoliopsida, Malpighiales, Salicaceae. The transcript has 7 exons. Gene Ontology annotation, biological process: chromatin remodeling.
ACCUGCUCAGACCCCCCAAUCUCUCCCUUCCUCUCUCCCCCCCUCUCUCUCGCUCUCUAGCCUGGUGGUUUUGAUUAGGGCAAAAUCAAAAGAAAGUCUCUUGCUUUUACCAGGUUCUGUUUUUGUUUGGCUUACAUUUAUGUUACUUUUGCUUAUUUUUUCCAGUUAAUGUAGCUUAAUCACAAUGAAACACUGAACCCAUGAAACAACUUCACAAAGCUAGAAUCUUUGAACUGGGGUUUUCAAAAUAUGGGUUUUUUAGCUUGAAUGGCAGUGAAGACUUACAUACUUGAGCAUGAUAUGGUGUAGCAAUGGUGAUUUUGUUGUGCUUUUGUAAUUGGUGUUAAUGUGAAUAAUUUGUUGAAAUGGGUAACGUGGAAAUACCCGAAUGGUUAAAAGGGUUGCCUUUAGCACCUGAGUUUAGGCCAACUGAUACUGAAUUUGCAGACCCAAUUGCUUACAUAUCGAAAAUUGAGAAGGAAGCUAGUGCUUUUGGGAUUUGUAAGAUCAUACCUCCAUUGCCUAAACCUUCGAAAAGAUAUGUUUUCAGUAACUUGAAUAAGGCGCUGUCUAAGUGUCCGGAAUUGGGUGAUGAUGUGGACUUGUCGAAUGGUGUUUUAAGGGAUGGUGGUAAUGAUGGGGAGAAUAGGGCGGUGUUUACUACUAGGCAGCAGGAGUUAGGGCAAAGUGCGAAGAAAGCAAAAGGGGUGGAUAAGGAGAAUCCCCAAUCGGGUGUUCAUCAGCAAGUUUGGCAAAGUGGCGAGGUUUAUACGUUGGAACAGUUUGAGUCUAAGUCUAAGGCUUUUGCGAGGAGUUUGUUGGGUAUUAUUAAGGAGGUUAAUCCAUUGGCUGUGGAGGCAUUGUUUUGGAAGGCAGCUUCUGAGAAGCCUAUCUAUGUGGAAUAUGCAAAUGAUGUGCCUGGUUCAGGAUUUGGGGAACCCGAAGGUCACUUUCGAUAUUUUCAAAGACGGAGGAGGAAGAGGGCAUCGUAUCAGUCUUAUCGCCGGAGUAGAGAAAUCCCUGUUUGCCGGGAAAAUGAUAUGGAUGGUGUAAAGAAUUCCCAUAAUGACGAUGUUACUGUUAAGAAUGAGCCAAGCAUGUGUUUGAAGAUGACACCGAGGUCAUCUAUGGCAUCCGCAACUCCUUCUGCAGAGGAUAGUUUGAAGUCUUCUAAGCAAAAGAGUGUAGCUGCAUCUAAUGAUAUGGAAGGUACUGCAGGCUGGAAGCUUUCAAAUAGCCCUUGGAAUCUGCAAGUGAUUGCUCGCUCACCUGGCUCACUUACUCGUUUUAUGCCAGAUGAUAUCCCAGGUGUUACUUCUCCUAUGGUCUAUAUUGGUAUGUUGUUUAGUUGGUUUGCUUGGCAUGUUGAGGAUCAUGAGCUUCACAGCAUGAAUUUUCUACAUAUUGGUUCUCCAAAGACUUGGUAUGCUGUCCCUGGAGAUUAUGUAUUUGCUUUUGAGGAAGUUAUACGCACUAAGGCUUAUGGUGGCAAUAUUGAUCGACUAGCUGCCCUGAGUCUGUUGGGUGAGAAGACAACCCUUCUGUCUCCUGAAGCAAUUAUUUCCUCAGGCAUUCCUUGUUGUAGGUUAGUACAGAAUCCUGGUGAAUUUGUUGUGACUUUUCCAAGGGCCUACCAUGUAGGAUUCAGCCAUGGUUUUAACUGUGGGGAAGCUGCCAACUUUGGAACUCCACAAUGGCUUAAAGUAGCUAAGGAAGCUGCAGUCCGUAGAGCUGCCAUGAACUAUCUUCCCAUGCUUUCUCAUCAGCAGCUUCUAUACCUGCUGACCAUGUCUUUUGUUUCCAGAGUGCCAAGAUCCUUACUACCAGGCGCUCGGAGUUCUCGUCUUAGAGAUCGUCAGAGAGAAGAAAGAGAGUUGUCAGUAAAGAAGGCUUUUCUAGAAGACAUGUUAAAGGAAAAUGAUGUUUUAUCUGCUUUUCUUGAGAAAAAUUCCACUUGUCAUGUGGUGAUAUGGAACCCUGAUUUGCUUCCUUGUGCAAGUAAAGAGUCUCAAUUACUCAGCAUAACUUCUACUAUCACUACUACAUCAAAUGAAAAUGCUUCCCAUGUUCAUUCUGACUUAAAUAGUAAUAGUAAUGAGAAUGAUCUGUUUAAGGAGAUGAGCUUGUAUAUGGAAACUCUCAAUGAUUUAUACAUGGAAGAUGAUUUAUCGUGUGAUUUUCAAGUUGAUUCGGGGACAUUAGCAUGUGUGGCAUGUGGAAUCCUUGGUUUUCCAUUUAUGUCCGUUGUACAACCUUCGGAGAGAGCAUUUAUAGAACUUACACCUGGGGAUUAUCUUUUGGCUCAAGAAGAGCCAGGAGUUACAAGAAGCGAUAAUGUUCAGCCCUCUUCAAACCCUGAUAUCUCUGUUAAAGGCUCCAUUCCAGAUGAUCAUGCUCCUGUGAGUGAUCUUUCUGUGUCCCUGAAGGAUCUUCCAGCGCCAACAGGGUGGAACACUUCUCGUAAGUUUUUGAGACCUCGUAUUUUCUGCCUGGAGCAUGGUGUCCAAAUUGAGGAGCUGUUACAGUCUAAAGGUGGAGCAAACAUGCUUAUAAUUUGCCAUUCAGACUAUCAAAAGAUAAAAGCUCAUGCUUUUGCCAUCGCGGAGGAAAUUGAGAAUCCUUUCAAUUAUAACGAGGUUCCUUUGGAAGCUGCAUCCCAAGAAAAUCUGAACUUGAUAAAUCUUGCAAUCGAUGAUGAAGAUCAUCAUGAAUGUGGAGAAGAUUGGACAUCGAAACUGGGUAUCAACUUACGGUAUUGUGUAAAGAUCAGAAAGAACUCUCCAUCUAAGAAAGUUCAACAUGCAUUAGCAUUGGGAGGAUUAUUCUCUGACAGAAGUCUCAGUUCAGAUUUCUUAAACAUCAAAUGGCAAUCUAGAAGAUCUCGGUCAAGAAUCAAGUUCAAUCAGCCUGUCAAUUGUAAACCAUGCAAGAUUAUGGAAACAAACAAAGAUGAAUUGUUGGGGAAUAAGUCAGAUGGUCUCACUGACAAAAAAGAAAAAAAACUUAUUCAUUACACAAGAAGGAAGUACAAGGUAAAAAUAGAUUAUUCCACAAAUGGGCUUCGAAGAUGCUCUAGAAGGUGCUUGGCAGAAGAAGUUUCAGGAGCUAGUGGUGAUGAUCCUGAUAAGCAUGCUGAACAAACUACUGUGAUUUACCCUUGCAACAUUGGGAUUACCGGAAGUGGUUCUGCAGCAUUUGGUUUUUCUCCCAUUGAAGAUUCUGAAAUGCUGCAUGAGGUCCAGGUGCUGGAAGCAGCUAGUGGUUUGACCUUGAAUUCUGCUCCUUCACAAAUUGCAGGUUCAAUUCUCACUGCUACCAUGGCUGUCGAAAGUGUUGCGGGGCAGAUUGAGGAUCAAUUGCUGGAGGAAUCAAACACCGAGAGGAACAUUUGUAAUGUAAAAGCCAGUGGUAGUUGUGAGAUAGAGCAUGAGAUAAAUGCCUCAGGAGGAACCAGUGAAAGACAGGAUUUUUGCACCGCAAAAUGCUGCAGUCCAUUUGACACUGCAGCUAAUGAAAGAUUUGAAAUGCAGAUAGAGGAUCAAAUUAUGGGAAAUGUCAACAUUAUGAGUGAGACUUGUGAUUUGGUUUCAGAAGGACAACAAAGGAUCCUGUAUGAUGAUGAUGAUGCUUCAAUGCAUGAGGUUUCUGAUCUUGCUAACUCAGCAAGUUUACAUGUUUCUCACCUCCCUGUCGCACAAAUGGCGAAUGUAGUUGUGGAGAAUUCAUCCAUUAACAAUGAGGUUUCUCCUCCUGUGACUUUGGAUAAUGAAGUGCAGAGAGAGAUCGAGACUAAAAGCAGAACCAAUGGUGACCAAUGCUCUUCAAGUGAUGACACACUGAUGAAUCAACCUCCUACCACACCGGAUGAAAGAUGUGAUCAUGAGCAAGAGACCUGUGCAGCAGAAAAUAAGAUGCAGCAAGAAACUGAAAUCACAAAUGGGAGUAAUGAGGAACUGGUUCUAAGUGAUGUUAUUAGUGGGCCUAAUAUUGUUCCUAUGGAUGAAAGUUCUGAAUUUCAUAGAGAGCCGCAUGCUGCAGUCAACUUGUGCAAUGGUGUGGCUUUUGAAAGUGGGGAGCAGCUGGUUUUUCUGACUACAAAUGAUUCUAACAAGGAACUUACUUCAUGUUCUGGUACACAAAUGGAAAUAAAUCCAUCUACUGCGUCACCAGAAUUCUCUAAACUAAAUAGGCAGGACUCUGCUGAAAAUGACUUGUGCAGUGGUUCUACUUUAGGCACUGUUGUACCACUAGAAAUUCCAACUACAGACAUAAGCACUGUGGAGGAAUUUGCCCCUAAUUCUGCAACCAAAAACCAAGUACUUGCUGAAGCUUCAAGAGAGAUCUGUGUUAUUCAAGACUUGUAUUCUUGUAUGGAUUUAGAACCUGAAGUAGAGCAGGAAAUUCAGUCCAAUGAUGGGGUGAUUGGAGACAGUGUAGCACAGAAAAUGCACGAGAGUUCAAGUUCUAUUAACGAAGACAGACCUGUGUCUACUUGUGUUAUUCUGGUAAAUCAGCCUACUCCUUCCUCAGUUAAAAAAUGUUGUGACAUUGAAUACAAAUCUUGUGGUGGAGAAAGUGUGGUAAAAUGCAAUGAAGUUUGUUCAUCUCAGGAGAUUGAGAGCAUUGAGUCCACUGUGGUAGACUUUAGAUCAAAUGCUGGAAAGGGCAGAAAAAGAAAGGGUGAAGUGGAGCAGCCAACAGAAAACAAGCUCAAUAGCAAUGGCUUCAUCAGGAGUCCAUGCGAAGGAUUGAGACCAAGGGCAGGGAAAGAUGCAACAUGUAAGAGUGAGGUUGAUGUUGGAAAAUCAGCUGAGGAGAAUCCAGUAACAAAGAGGUCAAGGAAACCUUCUGAUGCUUCAGUUCCUCGCCCAAAAAGGAAAGAAAUCACAAAGAGAUCUCACAAGUGUAAUCUAGAAGGUUGCCGCAUGAGUUUUGAGACAAAGACAGAGUUACAGUUGCACAAGCGCAACCGAUGCACAUAUGAUGGAUGUGGUAAGAAGUUUCGUUCCCACAAAUAUGCAAUAGUUCAUCAACGUGUUCAUGAAGAUGAUAGACCGCUCAAGUGUCCAUGGAAGGGUUGCUCCAUGUCGUUCAAGUGGGCAUGGGCCAGGAUUGAGCAUAUUCGGGUGCACACUGGUGAGAAGCCAUACCUGUGCAAGGUUGAAGGCUGUGGCCUUUCUUUCAGGUUUGUAUCAGACUUCAGUCGGCACAGGAGGAAAACAGGACACUAUUCAAACACACCUGCAUGAAGAUUUAUUUUGUAAUCAGGCUGGAUCUGUAUCAUAUGGAAAUGAGAAAUUGAAUUUUGAGGCCAAAUAGGCUUGCAAAGUCAAUUGUAAAAACUUGAAUAUUGUAGGUUAGGGUUAGACUGAUCCUUUUGUAGGGGGACAUUCACAAUUAUUUGAAUGCAGUGGUAGUUGAAAACCCUUUUUCCA